This is a messenger RNA of Lactuca sativa (garden lettuce), 780 nucleotides long. RefSeq lists its product as uncharacterized. The record is from RefSeq and is a predicted model, not a curated record. NCBI's taxonomy places the organism in Eukaryota, Viridiplantae, Streptophyta, Magnoliopsida, Asterales, Asteraceae.
AUGGUAAACCUUAGCAAACUUGAGUUUAUGGCUCUUGACAUUAGUGGAAAAAAUUAUUUAUCAUGGAUCGUUGAUGCUGUAAUCCACCUUGAUGCUAUGGGUCUUGGAAACACCAUAAAGGAUGUAAAUCCUUUAAAUGAAGCAUUAAGCCAAGAAAAGGCUAAGGUGAUGGUUUUCCUUCGCCACCAUCUCGAUGAAGGAUUAAAAGUUGAACACCUCAUUGUCAAAGAUCUAACUGAUCUUUGGAAUAAUCUGAAAGAGAGGCAUGAUCAUCAAAAAACGGUGAUACUUCCUAGAGCUCGUUUUGAUUGGUUACACCUUCGGCUACAAGAUUUUAAAUCCGUGAGUGAGUAUAAUUCAGCCAUGUUCAAAAUUACUUCCCAACUAAAACUAUGUGGUGAGACUAUAACUAAUGAAGACAUGCUAGAGAAAACAUUCUCUACUUUUCAUGCCACUAACAUGCUCCUGCAACAUCAAUAUCGUGAGAAAGGUUUUAAAAAAUAUUGUGAGUUCAUCUCUUGUCUUCUUGUGGUUGAGCAAAAUAAUGAGCUCUUAAUGAAAAAUCACCAAUCACGUCCGACCGGUUCUAGUCCAUUCCCUGAAGUGAAUGCGACAUCAUCUAAUUAUAACGGUCGUGGGUCUAACCAUGGCCGUGGCCGUGGUCAUGGUCGAGGUCGUGGACGUGGUGGAGGCCAUCAUAAUAAUCGUCCCAACAAUAAUAAUAAUAUAAGUAACCACCAGAAGUGGGAAAAUAACAAAAACCCACAUCCUAAUGAUUAA